Necator americanus (New World hookworm) is the source of this 1182-nucleotide messenger RNA. RefSeq lists its product as uncharacterized. The coding region runs from base 1 to 1182 and encodes 393 amino acids. Gene Ontology annotation, biological process: protein histidyl modification to diphthamide. Gene Ontology annotation, molecular function: 2-(3-amino-3-carboxypropyl)histidine synthase activity. The transcript has 10 exons. The record is from RefSeq and is a predicted model, not a curated record. Lineage: Eukaryota; Metazoa; Nematoda; Chromadorea; Rhabditida; Ancylostomatidae.
AUGAGGGCUGCUGGACCUGCUCGUCUAGCUGAGCAAAUAGAAGAAAUCGCUGCUGAUACACGGCUCCAAGCUGAUAUGGAGAUCCUUCCUAGUAACUACACUUUCGAAAUCCCGAAAACUAUAUGGAAAAUACGUUCAACCGGGAGUAAGCAAGUGGCACUGCAGUUUCCUGAAGGACUUAUAAUGUAUUCUUGUCUGAUUGCUGACAUUCUUGAGAAAUACACUGAUUGUACGACGGUUAUCAUGGGCGAUGUCACCUAUGGAGCUUGUUGCGUGGAUGACUACACUGCUAAGUCUUUGGGCUGCGAUCUCUUGGUUCAUUACGGCCAUAGUUGUCUGGUGCCUAUCCAGAACACAGAAGGAAUUGCUCUGCUCUAUAUUUUUGUUACUAUAAAUAUCAACAUAAGUCAUUUUGUUGACUGUAUCCUCGAUAAUUUCAAACCUCCUUGCAAAAUUGGACUCGUGAGCACCAUUCAGUUCGUUUCAUCGCUACAGGCCGUACGCGUUUCUUUGGAAAAUAGCGGUCUGGAAAUUAUUCUACCUCAGUGCAAGCCGCUAAGCCCUGGAGAAAUUCUCGGAUGCACUUCUCCGCGUCUCGGCGAUAGCUGUGAUGUUGUCAUAUAUCUUGGUGACGGAAGGUUUCAUUUGGAAUCGUUGAUGAUACACAAUCCUUCCUUAAAAACUUACCAGUAUGAUCCUUACUCGAGGAAGUUCACUCUCGAGCACUACAAUUUCAACGUUUUAAUGAGGAAUCGCAAAGGAGCAGUGAAUAUAGCCAGUAAAUGCAAUGUUUUUGGUCUCAUUCAAGGAACCCUUGGUCGUCAAGGCAAUAUUAAGAUUGUACAAGAACUGGAAAGAAGACUAGAAGCGAAGAACAAAAAGUUCGUUCGAGUUCUCCUUUCGGAAAUUUUCCCUGAUAAGUUGGCGAAGUUCGAGGAAGUCGAAUGUUGGGUCCAAGUAGCAUGUCCUCGAUUGUCCAUUGAUUGGGGAGCGGAAUUUCCGAAACCUCUUUUAUCGCCAUUCGAGUUGGUUGCGGCUCUUGAUGAGAUCUCUUUCCCUUCGUCUCAUUAUCCGAUGGACUACUACUCGAACGAAUCUCUUGGUCCUUGGACCAAUAACCACGAAUCCUAUCGGCCGGUGAGAAGUAAACGACGUCAAAAAGUUGUCGUAGAAGGGGUUUAA